Molecule: messenger RNA, 1392 nt
Organism: Penicillium manginii
Lineage: Eukaryota; Fungi; Ascomycota; Eurotiomycetes; Eurotiales; Aspergillaceae
Product: flavin monoamine oxidase family protein
Exons: 1
Coding region: 1-1392 (463 amino acids)
Source: RefSeq, a predicted model, not a curated record
AUGAUUUGGCUCUCGUGCAAAAGGCUACUAAUUUUUGGCCUCGGACUGUUCAUUUCUUCCGGAGGUUGUGCUAGCAAACCACUUACUAGGGAUGUUGUCAUUAUCGGCGGCGGCUCUUCAGGCACCUACGCCGCGAUUAGACUUCGUGAUCAAGGAAAAUCAGUUGUCGUUAUCGAAAGAGAAAACAUCUUGGGUGGCCACACCGAAACAUACGUUGAUCCAUCGACCAAAAAGGUAGUGGAUUAUGGAGUCAUUCUAUUCCACGACCUGCCUGUUGUUCGCCAAUAUUUCGCACGACUAAAUAUAUCCUGCGCUCUGCAAAAUCUUUCACAGAUAUUCCCACCCAUAACUGCAUACUUGGACCCUCAAACUGCCCAGCCGGUCAAUUUCACUCCUCCCGAUCCAUCGGCAGCGCUGGCAGCCUACGCCCAACAACUCGCCCAAUACCCGGGCCUAGAGACAGGAUACAACCUCCCCAGCCCUGUGCCAGAAGAUCUACUGCUUCCAUUCGGCCAGUUUGUUGCCAAAUACCCUGCAAUCGCAAAUGCGACAUUCAUGAUAGCCCAGUUCAACCAGGGUCUUGGCAACAUCCUCAAUCAGCCAACACUAUAUGUGUUCAAGAUAUUCGGGUUCGAUGUCCUCAACACAAUGGUAAAUGGCGCCUUGCUUCCGACCAGCGGUAACAAUCAUCAAAUCUACGACCAAGCGUCCAGAAUUCUUGGAUCCAAUGUCCUUUACGGAAGCACCGUAGCAUCGGCCACGCAAAGAGAUACAAACGGAGUUCAAAUAGAUGUCAACACACCGAACGGAAUCCAAACAAUAAAAGCAAAGAAAAUACUCAUCACAAUCCCCCAAACCCUCGUCAAUCUGCUCCCAUUCAAGCCCGAUCACACCGAAGCACAGGUUUUCAACGAAUUCAGAAGCGUGGGGUACUAUACCUCCCUCUUGCGCGGUACAGGCCUUCCAUCGAACUUCAGCUCCAGCUCCGUAUCAGCCAAUACCUCCUUCAACAUCCCCCAUAUGCCAGCAGUAUACUCUAUAUCCGCUACAGCCGUCAACGGACUUUUCGACGUGAAAUAUGGCAGUCAGAAAAUUCUGCCGGACUCCUACGUGAAGGGUGAAAUACUCUCUUAUAUCCAGAACCUGCAGAGAAACGGGUUCACGGGGAAUUUUUCCGGAGCGGCCAAUUUCUUGCGCUUUAAGAGCCAUGUUCCUUUUGAAUUAACUGUAUCUCCGGGUAGCAUUGCUGAUGGGUUUUAUAAUGAUCUCUAUGCUUUGCAGGGGUAUCGAAGUACGUGGUAUACGGGUGCUGCCUUUCAUGAUCAGGAUUCGUCGAAGCUUUGGAACUUUACUGAGACGGUUGUGUUGCCGGCAUUGCUGAAUAGUUUCUGA